Messenger RNA from Paramuricea clavata, 2075 nucleotides. NCBI's taxonomy places the organism in Eukaryota, Metazoa, Cnidaria, Anthozoa, Malacalcyonacea, Plexauridae. The record is from the annotation of a GenBank genome assembly.
AUGAAGUCAGACGCAGAUUGUGACCCACCAGGCAAAGUGGACCCAAUGACCCACCGGGAUCAUUAAUAGCAAAAUUUAGCAAAACAUGUGUAUAAAUUAAUAAAGCUUGAAUAUCGUGACUUCUUUCGGAUAACGUGAGUUCGUACAGAUUGAUUCUACAUUCUACAAUUGCGGUACAGUGUAGCCUUCCAGCGCAAUUACGAAAUCAAACCUUUAAAAAGUCUCUACGGAGGACACUAUAUAUGUUCUCAAGCUGCGCACAACACAUUUUCACGUCACCAGAAGCAUAAGUAAUUAGGUCAAAAUGCACGAUGGCGGAAUUCGGUUAAAAAGUGUUAUGCGAAUACACUUGAUAUUUGUCAUGAAUACUGAUACAAUAACUUGUGUUCUCUUUCAUUCCACUAUAGAGUGGUGCCGGCUCGACAAGCCGUUGUACUCACUGUCGUCGUCAAAUUCAACCUGAAGAAAAAAAGUUGAAUUACCAAGACCAACCCUACCAUGCAGAUUGUUUCAUCUGCGAACAUUGCCGUAAUCCUCUUGGAACUGACAGCUUUGUGAAGAGAGAUGAUAAACGUUAUUGUCAAAAAUGUUUUGAACGUCUCUUUGCUAAGGUAAGUCAACAAAGAGGACUUGAGUAAUGUGGGGUAAGUAGUGGUAGAUGGCACAUUAGGGUAGGGUAAGAUAGGGUUAUGUAUGAGAUUCCUCGUGUCUCGCGCACAGUAUAGGGUAAAUUUGUGAAUUGGCAUGGGAUCAAGAUCAAAGGGAAAUACAUUUGUGCGCAAAAAUGAUGAUAUUACUGGUAAAGUAAAUAUAUACAUUAAUAUCAACAACAACCAAAGUCAUCAAUUGAUAUUAACAACAACGUGGACUACAUGCAUGCAUAGUUCUCCAAGACCAAAUCUGUUCCCGAGUUCUAUUUCACUCCACUAUUGACUAUAGUAUGUAUAACAUGACGUAGCUGCGCAGUUAUUCACACUUUACACGCCCAGCCUGUAACAAUGUUGAAAAACGCCCAGCCUGUAACAAUGUUGAUGAAAACAAGCUUGAACAAUAUUUUGCUGCCCAUAUUGUUCCCGGUUGUUAACAAUAUUGUUCAGCAUUGUUCAGCCUGAACAAUAUUGUUAACAACCAGGAACAAUAUGGGCAGCAAAAUAUUGUCCAGGCCUGUUUUCAACAUACAGGAUUGGCGUUUUUUGCAGGGUAAUAAAGGCACAGAAUAAGGACACCCAGACGUCUGACUUGUUGGUUUGCCUUUGAUUUUGGCAUAAUUAACCGUUGCAAUUAAUGCUGUCGCCAUGUUACUACUUCCUAACCACUGCGCUUACGAGAGGCAUCCACCCCCUUGAAAAUAACGUACGCUCAGGGGGCGAAUGCCUCUCGUACGCGCACUGGCUAGAAACAUGGCGAUUGUAUUUUGAUGACGAAUCAUUGAAAAUCAUGGCGUGACAGCGGUUACGCUUUUUGGCUGAGUUGGACUUCUGUGUGUCUGUAUUCUGUGGUAUUGGACAAAGUCUUAGAUCUGCAAUGUGUCAUCUAAGUGAUGCUUAUCACUCUUUCGUAGACUUGCAAUGCUUGUGGUGACACCAUAAAAACUGCUUCAGUUGAUUAUGAAGGCAAUUCCUACCACAGUGACUGCUUCGUAUGCAGCGAAUGUCGCAGUCCUUUGGCUGGAAAGAAGUUCCAUAAGAUGGGAAGAAAGCUGGUGUGUAAAGCAUGCUACCGUGAUAAGUAUGCCAAGAUUUGUGAUUACUGCAAGCAAGUGAUUGAAGCUAACAUCAAGUUUGUUGUGGAUGAUGAGAAGACUUAUCAUCGUGAGUGCUUCACUUGCAGCAAGUGUGGUCGACCUAUUGAUGGAGAGAAAUUCAACAUGAAGGGAAACAACCGUAUCUGUUUGAAGUGCCCUAACUGAGACUUCAACGAAGGAACUUUUCUUAUGACUCUAUAUCUUUAUAUUCAAUAUAUUUGUAUCGAAAAAAAUAUGUUUUUGUUCCAAGAAAAUAAUUAAACGCAAUGUUAAAAUUGCCGCGUCGUGGAUGAAUAUUUGCGAAAUAAAACGUGUCUGAUAUUGUGCUGAG